This is a messenger RNA of Rhopalosiphum maidis (corn leaf aphid), 1061 nucleotides long. RefSeq names its product proteasome subunit alpha type-2 (gene Prosalpha2). The transcript has 6 exons. The coding region runs from base 174 to 893 and encodes 239 amino acids. Gene Ontology annotation, cellular component: proteasome core complex; proteasome core complex, alpha-subunit complex. Lineage: Eukaryota; Metazoa; Arthropoda; Insecta; Hemiptera; Aphididae. Gene Ontology annotation, biological process: ubiquitin-dependent protein catabolic process. The record is from RefSeq and is a predicted model, not a curated record.
AUUUUACGCUUAGUAAUUGUAAUCUGUAGUUCUAUACUACUAUAAGAUACAAACAACAGGAUUAUUUCGUGAGAACAAUUUUAAGUUGUUUGUUCGAAGUACACUAAAGAAUUUUGUAUAAAUAAAUUAUUAUUCUUUAGCGGUAAUUAUUAUAAUACAAUUUCUUGUCAAAUAUGGCUACUGAAAGAUAUAGCUUUUCAUUGACCACAUUCAGUCCGUCCGGUAAACUUGUUCAGAUUGAAUAUGCUUUGGCGGCAGUAUCGGCUGGUGCAGCAUCAGUCGGUAUUAAAGCUUCUAAUGGUGUUGUAAUUGCUACAGAAAACAAGCGUAAAUCUCUGUUAUAUGAAACAACAGUAGAAAAAGUGCAAAAAAUUACACCCAACAUUGGAAUGGUCUACAGUGGUAUAGGACCCGAUUAUAGACUUCUUGUUAGAAAAGCAAGAAAAGAAGCAGCACAAUACCAAUUGAAAUUUGAAGAAGAAAUACCUACAGCUUUAUUGGUACAAGAAGUCGCUAGUGUUAUGCAAGAAUAUACACAAUCUGGUGGUGUAAGACCUUUUGGUAUAUCAUUGUUGGUGUGUGGUUGGGAUAAAACCGGUCCUAAACUUUAUCAAUGUGAUCCAUCUGGCGCCUUUUUUGCAUGGAAGGCCACAGCAUUGGGAAAAAAUUACGUUAAUAGCAAACAGUUUUUAGAAAAAAGGUAUAAAGAAGACUUAGAGUUGGAAGAUGCUAUUCAUACAGCAAUUUUAGCAUUAAAAGAAGGAUUUGAAGGACAAAUGACUGCAGACAAUAUUGAGGUUGGCGUUUGUCGUAAGAAUAGACAUGAUGAAAUCAUUUUUGAAAAGCUUGACCAACAACAAGUGGCUGAUUAUUUAGCUAAUAUACCGAACUAAGUUAAUGAUAUUUGUAAAUGAAUACCUACUAAAUAUUUAAUGUGUUUGGAGUUAACAGCUCUUAAAUUAUGUGAGAGAGUAUUGUCAUCUUAUAAAAUUUUUAAAUAUGUUUAUUAAUGAAACAUUACUCAUUUUUCAAAGUAAAGGCAUACGGUAUUUUGUAAGUAA